This is a messenger RNA of Musa acuminata subsp. malaccensis (wild Malaysian banana), 2183 nucleotides long. Lineage: Eukaryota; Viridiplantae; Streptophyta; Magnoliopsida; Zingiberales; Musaceae. The record is from RefSeq and is a predicted model, not a curated record.
UGCUGCUGUAAUUCAUUUCACAAACUGGCAUGGUAAAAAGUUUAAUCUAUGGUUUAUGACCUCUGAUGAAUCAUGUUGGGGGAUAAGGAACCUUCCUAUCCACCUAGCCACCCUGCUUAACUUAUUUCCAUUUUUCCACCUAUGACACCACAUCCUCAUUUCUAAUGUAUCGCUGCCCAUCCAGUGUUUCUUGCACCCAUUUUUUGAAGUGGUAAUCAGAGUGCUUGAUCCCUAAAUUUUAUUUUUGUAUUAUAUGGAACUGGAUAUUCUUUGAAGGCUUAAUACCAAGGAGUGUACCAGUAUAUAUGGCAAUAAAUUUAUGCCUGUUACAACGGUGAAUACCUCAUGUCUGUUGCUUGACUAUGCCACCCAAUGAUUAGUUGAAAUCUGGUUAGUUACUAGUUCUGAAUUGUGCUUGGACAUGUUAGCAUGCUGGCAAAUCAUGCUUUUCGAUAGCAUUUGAGCAUACUAUGCUAUAAUCCUAGAGCAGAUACUUGUAUAUACUGUGCACUUUUAAAAUGUUAGCCUUGUAUUCACUUUUUCUCUUCAUUGUUAUGACUUAUGAUGCAAGAGAUUUAAAAUUGCUACCUAACAUAUUUUUUAACAUAUUGUGUCGAGUUUCCAGGUUUUAUUUGUUUGACUGAAUAUUAUUUUCUGUUGCAUUACGUUGGAACACUUAUGUUUUUCUCAAAUUGCUUGAAGCUAGAUCGCCAGAAGAAGAGCAGCACACAUUUCAAAGUACCCUGAUGCACAAGUCAUAAGCCUUGGCAUUGGUGACACCACAGAACCCAUUCCAGAAGUUAUAACUUCUGCCAUGGCUAUGAGAGCACAUUCUCUCUCAACUGUUGAGGGAUAUAGUGGUUAUGGAGCUGAACAAGGGGACAAGGUAACUAAUUAUAGUGGUUAUGGAGCUGAACAAGGGGACAAAAAACUAAGGGCUGCUAUAGCCUCAACAUAUUACAAAGACCUUGCUAUUGAUGAAACUGAUAUAUUUGUCUCAGAUGGUGCAAAAUGUGAUAUAUCUCGGCUUCAGAGGGAAGGGGGUGGUUUGUAUGGAUAAACUGGUUUUAUACGCCUUAUCUUUCUUAUACAUUCUACGGGUCCUUUUUGGAUCUGAAGUGAAGAUGGCAGUUCAAGAUCCAUCGUACCCUGCAUAUGUAGAUUCAAGUGUUAUUGUGGGACAAACUAGCUUAUUUCAGAAGGAUAUUGAGAAAUAUGGAAACAUUGAAUACAUGAGAUGUGUACCUGAGAAUGGAUUUUUCCCAGAUUUGUCAACCAUUUCACAUGUUGAUAUUAUAUUUUUUUGUUCACCAAACAAUCCCACGGGUUCAGCAACAACAAGAGACCAGCUGAUCCAUCUGGUUCAGUUUGCACAGGACAAUGGCUCAAUUGUAGUUUUUGAUUCUGCUUAUUCCCUGUAUAUUUCAGACGACAGUCCACGUUCUAUUUAUGAGAUUCCUGGAGCAAAAGAGGUAGCAAUUGAAACAUCAUCCUUUUCUAAAUUUGCUGGAUUCACUGGUGUUCGCCUUGGCUGGACUGUUGUCCCGAAGGAACUACUUUUCUCUGAUGGUUUUCCUGUUGCCAAGGAUUUUAAUCGUAUAGUUUGUACCUGUUUUAAUGGUGCAUCGAACAUAGCACAAGCUGGAGGCCUGGCUUGCCUUUCUCCCGAGGGUCUGAAGGCCAUGGUUGAAACAAUCAAAUUCUACAAAGAGAACACCAAGAUAAUUGUUGACACAUUUAAAUCGCUUGGCUUUGGGUACACUUUCCAGGCUGAAGCGGGUUUGGAUGUGGUCACCACCCCAGGAAGCGGGUUUGGACCUGCAGGUGAGGGCUUUGUUAGGGUCAGCGCCUUUGGUCACAGAGCAAACAUAAUGGAAGCUGCCAAAAGAAUCAAACAGCUUUACAAGUGAUCUAGAUUGCUGUUGAAGACUGUUUUGGAAUGGUACAAUUGUGAUGCAGCAACACGUUGGUUUGGUUUGUUCAUCAUCACAUGUCUCGAUUUUAAAAAGAUACAUUUGUUCGCAGCGAGGAGGAAUAAGCAGCCUCUAGGGCAAAAUAUGAGACACCGUGAAUUUUCUGUGGCUUUUGGAAUGUUCUGUAAGGUUUAAUCACAAGGCUAUCAUGUUUUUGUUGAUUUUAUUUGAGAAAUGCCUGUUUAGUAGCUGAAUUUACUUGUUCUUUGG